ACGAAAAAGUCCUGAAGGGGGUACAGGAAAAAAUAUUUUCGCGUGAUAAAAAAUUUUUUGUGCCAUGGCGGGCCCCCCCUUGAAAAAUUUCUGCGUACGCCACUGGUUUAAUGUCACACAUAUGAAUCCAAAAUACCUGGUCAACAACAUAAAAUAUAGUAAUACUUCAAGAGCGGAGCACCUACUUUUGUCUAGAACUACGCUUGUCAAAUUUCCAGUAAGCAGUCUGGAUGAGAAGUUUCUCGAAAAUCAAUAUCUUACAAAGCCAGUAUUCUGAAAUCUAUCUUCAGCGAACGAUAAGCAUCGUACGUGAGAUAUAAAAGGCUGUUUUCUGUUGCUUUUAUGAAAAUUUCUAUGAAUUUCAUGUGUUUUACACUUUGAGGUCUUUUAUAGAAUGAAUUCAAUUUGUUGAAGGUAGCUCAUGAAGACCUUCGAAACAUCUCAUUUUGUUCAAAAAUGUUUUCUCUAUUAGAUAAAAUUAUUUGUAAAACUUUUUUUUUAUGGAAUUCAGAAGGAUGGUUUGGAGAAGUCUUAGGUUUUCAAAGAUGUUUCAGCUACUAGAAUCUUUUCUCGGAUUUGUUUCAGUUAUGAUACCGGUAAGAAAAAAAAUAAAAAAAUAGUUUAUAUCUAUUUUUUUCACAUUCACUGCACUUGUUACAAUUUUGAUUGAUUUUUAUCGAUGAAUUCAAUAGUUUUCUGUUUGAAAAUAAAUCUAUUAAUCCAAUUAAAUCAUUGUUUCUAUUGUACGUAUUUAGAUAUGUUGACUGCACCACUUCCAAAUGGUACGGCUCAUAUUCCAUCUAUAAUUAAUGCUCGUCGUUUGUAUGAAUCAUGUGUUAAUGAAACAGCUAUAGAAUCAGAGUCAAUCAAUGCACUACUUUCUUUUGUCAAUACUGAACUUGGUGGUUGGCCAAUUUUACAAGGUUCAUCAUGGAAUGUGUCAUCAUUUAAUUUUUCACGUUUAUUACUUAAAUUACGUCAAUAUAGUCAUAAUAUAUUAUAUGGUUGUGGUACAUCAGCUGAUGAUAAAAAUUCUUCUGUUUACUUUAUUCGAGUUUAUCAAAGUGAUAUUGCUCUUGAACAACGAUCAAAUUAUGAUAAUGAAAAAAUUACUAAUGCUUAUCAAAAUUUUAUUCGUGAUUUAGCUUCGGCUUUAACAACUGAUACAACAAUGGUUAAUGCAGAUGUUACAAGUAUUUAUAAUUUUGAAAAAAAUAUUUCACGAGCUCAUUGGACACCUGCUGAACAACGUGCUAGACAAAAUGAAACAGUUCGUACAAGUAUUGGUAAUCUUUCGCAAACAUUUAAUACACCAUUUGAUUUCACAAAUUAUAUUCGACAAGUUUAUGCUUUAGCGAAUAUUAAUUUAAGAGAUGAUGAUAUCGUAUCAAUUAGUGAAUUAGAUUUUUUACGUAAUAUAACUUCGAUUAUUAGUAACACUUUACCACGUGUACUACAAAAUUAUUUUGUAUGGCGUUUUGUAAUGAAUAGAGUAGCAAAUAUGCCUAAACGUUAUCGUUCUAUAAGAGAUCCAUUUGAUGAAGCUUAUCGAGGUACUAUUGCUCAACGUCCACGUUCAAUAACAUGUGGAAGCUUUGUUAAUAGUAAUAUGGGUUUUGCUCUUUCGAAAGUUUAUAUUAACCAAUAUUUUGAUGAAAAUGCUAGAAGUCAGUCAUUAGAAAUGAUAAAUAAUAUUCGAAGUACAUUUAUUGAAAUGUUAAAAAAUUCGACUUGGAUGGAUGAUACUUCAAAAAAUAGAUCAGUAGAAAAAGCAUUAGCAAUCGAUGAAAAAAUUGGUUAUCCAGAUUAUUUAGGUAGUACUAACACAACAACACUCGACAAAAUGUAUCAAGAUUAUGUUUUCAGUGACUCGUAUCUAAGUAAUACUUUCAAGUUAUUACAAAUUAAAUCCAACGAAAGUCUUCGAAUACUUCGUGAUCCUAUUGAUCGUAAAGAUUGGGGCACUAGUCCACCAACUAUAGUCAAUGCUUUUUACAGUCCACCAAGAAAUCAAAUCAGUUUUCCAGCUGGUAUUCUUCAAAUGCCAUUUUUCAAUAGAGAUGCACCGAAAUAUUUAAAUUAUGGUGCGGUUAUCGGUCAUGAAAUCACUCAUGGUUUUGAUGAUAGUGGUCGUCAGUAUGACAAAGAUGGAAAUCGUGUAUCUUGGUGGACUCCUGAAACGAUUGAUCAAUUUAUUCAGCGCAAGACAUGUAUAGUAAAUCAAUAUAGUAAUUUUGUUGUAGCCCAAAUCAAUCAAACGGUUAAUGGAAAUCAAACUCAAGGUGAAAAUAUUGCUGAUAAUGGUGGAAUAAAAGAAUCAUUUUAUGCUUAUCAAAAAUGGGCUGGAAUGCCUGGUAAUAUUGAUAGAAGAUUACCUGGUCUAAGUGAAUAUUCAGCUGAACAAUUGUUUUUUAUUAAUUAUGGACAAAUUUGGUGUUCAAAAAUGACUGAUGCAAAUGCGUUGAAUAGAGUUUUAACAGGUGUUCAUUCACCGGGAGAAUUCAGAGUACGUGGUCCAACAUCGAAUUUUGAUGAAUUCGAUCGAGUAUUUAAUUGUAGGCCAGGACAAGGCAAUAGUCAAUUAAAUAAAUGUACUGUUUGGUAA
Molecule: messenger RNA, 2605 nt
Organism: Rotaria sp. Silwood2
Lineage: Eukaryota; Metazoa; Rotifera; Eurotatoria; Philodinida; Philodinidae
Source: the annotation of a GenBank genome assembly